Salvia hispanica is the source of this 2434-nucleotide messenger RNA. Its product is annotated as cell division control protein 48 homolog C-like. The record is from RefSeq and is a predicted model, not a curated record. Lineage: Eukaryota; Viridiplantae; Streptophyta; Magnoliopsida; Lamiales; Lamiaceae. Gene Ontology annotation, molecular function: ATP binding; ATP hydrolysis activity.
UCCAAAUACUGAGCCCGGCAAAUUCAUCACACACUUCAACUGACAGUAACCUAAACAUGCCCACAAGUCACCGGGAAACUCCUCUUUCCGGCGAAGAAGCGAGCAUGUCCGAAGAAAUCGGAAGCGUCGCCAGGGCUCUCCAAGCGUGUGACGACCAAAUUCAGUGCUGCUCCGUCGAUACCGCCGCCGCCUCUGGAGCAAAAAACCCCAGCGACUCGCAAAACUUGCAGUUAUCUGUGGACGAGCCAGCAGCCAAACGGCAGAAACAUGACGAGAUUCAGAGUCCGAAUCGGCAAAUUGAGGUAGCUAGGGCUUCCGCUUCAGCUAUUCAUUCAGAUUCUAACGUUAAGGAACUCGAUUCUGCUAGGGAUCAUAAAUCUGGGGGUGAUAUGGGAGAAAAGGAUGCGAAUGGGGGUAAUGUGGCAAUAAUUGGGGAACUAGAGCAAGGAAAUGAAUUAGGGGAUAGUAAGAGAGAGGUGAAGAAGACUGAGAAUAAGUGGCCAAUGUUUAGUGAUAUUGGUGGGCUGUCUUAUACAUUGAACUGUUUGAAAGAGGAGGUGAUUGCGCCGAUGCUCCAGUUGAAGCUACUGCGGCACUUUGGAGGCAAACCUAUGACCUCAAUUCUGCUACACGGGCCACCAGGCUGUGGGAAAACUAUGUUGGCUCGAGCCAUUGGCAAUGAGGCCCGGGUGCCGUUCUAUGAAAUAUCUGCUGUUACGUUGAACUCUGGAGUUUCAGGUAUCCUAGAGUUGUUCUCCAGAGCAUACAUGAACGCACCAUCCAUUGUGUUCAUUGAUGAAAUUGAUGCAUUGACUUCAAAAACAGAAAGUUUGUUGCAAUGCCCAUUAAAACAGUUGAUGACUUGCAUGAAGGAACCUGUGAAUGACGGUUCUGAAAUUGAAAGAUCUAAUAGUGGCCCUGGUGGCUAUGUUCUGACGAUUGGAGCAACCAAUAAACCUAAUGCUCUUGACCUUGCCUUAAGGAAGCAGUUUGAUCGUGAAUUUUUCUUAGAUGUUCCAAAAACAAAUGAACGGCAUGACAUACUAUCUGUUCUAACACGUAAUCAUAAGUUUGAAGUUGGUUUUGAUCUAUUGGAGUUAGGUAGGUGGACUCAGGGUUUUGUAGCUAGAGAUUUGGCACAACUAGUCAAUGAGGCUUGUAUGAUUGCUUUAAAUGGAGCCAUUAGGUCGAGAGCUUACAAAAAGAAGUUUAACGAUGGGUAUGAAGCAUAUGGAAAUCCAUUUUCAGAUGAAGAAUUGGAGGGACUCAGAUUAACCAUGUCCAAUUUUCAUGCAGCUAUUUCCAUGGCAUGUCCUUCUGCUGAAAUGGAAGAGUUUUCCAAAACAUCAUCUACAAACUGGAAUGAUGUUGGAGGCCUUCAAUUGUUGAAAUUGGAAUUUGAACGCCGAGUAGUUAAGCACAUAAAGUUUCCACAAGUUUAUGAGCCAGCUGAAAAUCACUGGGAUUAUAAGCUUGGUGAGUCUCUUAGGGAAAUUGGGGUGAAGGACUUCCCAACCUCCUUUUUCCUUUAUGGUCCUCAUGGUUGUGGGAAGACAUUGAUUGUCGAGGCUUUAGCUAAAGAAGCAGGAGCGAAUUUCCUUCAUAUCAAGGGUUCAGAACUAUCAAAGUUUGGUGAGCUGAGCACGAUGAUGGUGGAACAUAUUUUCAAAUAUGCAAAACUUCGCCCUCCAUGUAUAGUUUUCUUUGAUGAGUUGGACAUAUUCAACCCAGAUGAUUUCACAGAGGAAGAUCUAGAGGAGGACAUAACUGAAUGGCAGUCGGUCGAAUAUAAAGAGAUAUGGAGCCAAACUUUUGAUAUAAAAAAAGGAUCACAUGUUUACGUGAUUGUUUCAUCGAGUAGGGUAGAGGUUUUGGAUCGUAUCUCGUUCAUCAAAUCAGACUUCGAUAGGAUUUUUUAUGCUCCUCUUCCUACCCCAGAAGAAAGAGGAGAGAUAUUGAAAGCCCUUGCUCUACACAAGCCAGUAGAUGUUAAAGUGGAUCUGGUGGCUCUAGGAAAUCACCAUGCUUGUCACAAUUUUAGUGGCGCUGAUCUAUUUACCUUGGUGACGAUAGCUUCUCUGUUCGCCAUUCAACGACCAUCAUUGUCCUGUGGGGGUAGCAUGACCAUCACAAGUAGUGAUUUCAAUAAAGCGUUACACAAAGUCCCCCUUUCUCACUCGGACGAGGAACUCCAGAAAUGGGCGCAACACGUGAUUGAUUGAUGUUGUUCAUGGCUUAUCCGUGUCGCAGUGGUAGACUUAUGUUAACUUUACUUACUCGUUUAUAUGUAUAUGUGAAUGAUGUGAGUUUCAUUUCCUUAUCUUUUGAGGUGAGAGUGGGCCAAAAUAUGUUCGUGUCUCAUCAAUAUCUAAUGACAUAUUUGUAGUUUUAUUAUCACUGAACUUGCAUAAAUAUUGUUUAAUGCUUCUUGGCU